AUGAAAACAGAGCUAAAGUUUGACUAUAUUUUAGUUGUUGAUACUGAAGGACUUCGUGCACCAGAACUGGCUGGAAGGUCAACAACACAUCGUGACAAUGAAAUGGCUACAUUUGUUGUUGGUCUUGGAAACAUUACCCUGAUCAAUAUAUUUGGAGAAAACCCAUCUGAGAUGCAGGACAUUCUUCAGAUUGUUGUCCAGGCUUUCCUGAGGAUGAAUAAAGUCAGACUGAAUCCAAGCUGCAUGUUUGUGCAUCAGAAUGUCUCAGAUAUUACUGCUGGAGAGAAAAACACGGAGGGAAGGAGACGACUACAGGAGAAACUGGAUGAUAUGACAAAACUUGCUGCUAGAGAAGAAGUCUGUGAUGCUGAGGGAUUCAGUGAUGUGAUUGCGUUUGAUAUCCAGAAUGAUGUGAAGUAUUUUGCUCAGCUCUGGGAGGGCAGCCCACCCAUGGCUCCACCAAACCCAAACUACUGCGAGAACAUUCUAGAACUGAAACAAACUAUUCUAAGACAUGCUUCAAAAUCAGACGGCAUUAUGCUGACACACCUAAGAGACCGUAUUAAAGAUCUCUGGGAGGCUUUGCUUAAUGAACAGUUUGUGUUCAGCUUCAAAAAUUCCCUGGAAAUCACAACAUACAAGAAACUAGAGACUGAAUACAGCAAGUGGACCUGGAGCCUUCGGAGUGCCAUGCUGGAAAUUGAAAACAAGCUUCACAACAGAAUAGAAAAUAAAGUAAUUAAUUCUGUUGAGGAAACUGAUCUUCAAAAAGAACUAAAUGCAAAAAGUGAAGAAGUGAAAAAGACGAUGUCUGAUUUCUUUGAGAAAGACAGAGAUGCAGGUAUACUGAAUCAGUGGAAAGCUUCAUUUGAGAUAAAAAUCAAACAUCUUCAAGAAAACAUUGUAAGGGAAACUAAGAGAAAAUUAAAUGAGGUUCUUCAGCAGCGUGAACUUAAGAAAAAGAUUGAUGCUCAGAGAAGACAACACGAAAACACUCUCUUUGAAAAGAGCAAAUACCUUGCCUUAGAAUUUAAAGACCAAGCAACUGAUGAAAAUCACAUGAAAGUAAAGUUUGAUUCCUUUUGGGAACAACAGACAGCUGCAAUCAUCAGCAACACUCCUAAGAUCCAAGAUAUUGACAUAUUAAGAGAUGUGAAGAAUCUCCUCAGUGAGACUUAUAAAAGUCUCCCUUUAGACCGUAUGAAAGAGAGCAGUCAGUUCAAAGAUAUGUUCUGUUUGACAAGUUAUUCAGAAUAUGUACAUUUGAAGAAAUCCAGAGGAAUUACCGGACCUCUCACAAAUAUGUGCAAAGUAUUUCAAGAGAAGGUUGGUUUUGCUUUAUCUGAAAAGGAUGAAGUUCAGAUAAGAGCCUUAAUCAUAGACAUCGCAGACCAAACAGAUAAAAUGAUUCAGUCAUAUAACAUCGCAAAGUUGGGCUACAACAUCAGCUGCAUUCAACAACUCCUGGAUUACAUAAAGACAAGGUUAACACAGCAUGAAGAUGGGCCAAAAGUAAAAUGCAUGUUCAAGAGAAAAUUCUUUGUGGAUCUGGUACUUUGCAUAUGCCAUAAAGCAAAAAAUACAUUCACAGAUCAAUACAAAAUGUUCAGGGAUGCCAAUGAUCCUGUUCUCUAUUUUGAGAGGAAAAGUGAAGAGUACUACAGAAUUUUCCAGAAAUACUGUGAAGGAGCAACAUCAACAGCUAUUUUUAGUGAAUUUGUUUGUAAUAAACUCAAAGAGUCCAUUCAGCAGAAUGUCUACAAAAAAACUGCUAGAGAUUUAGCAGAUGAAAUGAGGACAAACUGUGAAUCACUAAAUGGGAACCGAUCAAAUCUGGAGAAACACAUUCUGAGGACACUGGCAGAAAAACAGGACUUCAACGCAUACAUGACCUACAUUAAAAAUCCUAAAGAACACUUCAAGAAUUUUAUCAGAGGUGAAGUCAGUCAGUACAUCACUGAAAGAUUUGAAGAUAGUGUUCAACCCAAGAUGGAAAACAGCAUUAAACUGCUGGAGCAACAGAUCACAGAAGCAGCACAUGAAUCCAGCAAACAUGUCCAAACAGAUCUGGAAAAUCACUAUGAAAAAACCUUUGAGGGGAGCGGCAAGAUUCCAGAUGAAUGGAGAAAAUACUCACAAGAGGAAGCUAUUGAGAGUCUGGAUAAAACAAUUAUCAAAGACUCUGAUACAAAGACAAACCCAAGCCCACCUUUUCAAGCACAAAAGGUGAGGUGA
This is a messenger RNA of Sinocyclocheilus anshuiensis, 2235 nucleotides long. RefSeq names its product interferon-induced very large GTPase 1-like. NCBI's taxonomy places the organism in Eukaryota, Metazoa, Chordata, Actinopteri, Cypriniformes, Cyprinidae. The record is from RefSeq and is a predicted model, not a curated record. The transcript has a single exon. The coding region runs from base 1 to 2235 and encodes 744 amino acids. Gene Ontology annotation, molecular function: GTP binding.